UUACUUUUUAGCCCCUCCCUGCUCCAAGGGUAGAAUCGGCCUCUCUCUCAUUCUCUUUCUCUCUCCACGAUACUCUCGACGACGACGAUCAGGAUCAAUGAACGCCGCCGUAUCGUCCGAUUUUCCUGAUGUCCAGAUCGUCUCAGAGAAUCCAGACGGGAGCGAUUCGGAUUCGAAUGCAGACGAUUCGUCUGAAUAUUACCAGCCAAUUUCUGCGAUCGAUGAUGAGUAUCUCUCCGAUCAAGAGGAUUCAGUCCGCGACGCGAACGAAUCGUCUGAUUUGCCGAACGGUUGUGUAAACGGAAUAGAAAAUGGAGUGAAUGAGGAGGAUGAAGGAAGUGAAGACGAAGAGGAGAUUAGAAACCGAGAGGUGGCUGAUUCUGAAAUUCGUAGAGCGUUCAGAGAGGACGAAAGCCGCCGGAACGCGCCGUUGACGGACCAAAACGCGUCUAGGGUCAUGGCUGCGAUGCAGGGAGUUUCAUUGGGAGGUUUGACUCCGGAUUGGGCGAACCGAAUCCCCGAAGAUCAAUGGAUGGACCGGCUUAGAAGACUUAGGGCUUGAGGAUAUGGACCGGAGUCGGUUCGGUUGAUUAAGGGGUAAGAAAGAAUCAAAAUCAAUUUAAUUAACUGUUUGAUUAUGUUUUAUAUAUUAUGCAUCAUCAUUGUGUGAUUUGAGGAUCAAACCGUAAUUUGUCCUUGAGCCAGCCCUAGUUUGUUUUGGAUUAUCUUUAAAAGUGUUAGUAAAUUAGUUUCCAACAUAUUUUUUUUCUUUUUUUUAACUGA
Impatiens glandulifera is the source of this 783-nucleotide messenger RNA. RefSeq lists its product as uncharacterized. The coding region runs from base 98 to 562 and encodes 154 amino acids. The transcript has 2 exons. Lineage: Eukaryota; Viridiplantae; Streptophyta; Magnoliopsida; Ericales; Balsaminaceae. The record is from RefSeq and is a predicted model, not a curated record.